Messenger RNA from Cheilinus undulatus (humphead wrasse), 5864 nucleotides. It is a transcript of the gene gpr137c, whose product is annotated as G protein-coupled receptor 137c. The coding region runs from base 324 to 1682 and encodes 452 amino acids. Gene Ontology annotation, biological process: positive regulation of TORC1 signaling. The record is from RefSeq and is a predicted model, not a curated record. Gene Ontology annotation, cellular component: lysosomal membrane. The transcript is spliced from 8 exons. NCBI's taxonomy places the organism in Eukaryota, Metazoa, Chordata, Actinopteri, Labriformes, Labridae.
AAGUUGUUUUUUUGCAGAGAGGAGCUUUGCAGAGAUUCACAGGGGGACCUCUCUCUUGUUUUCUUUCUCUGUCUUGUUAUUUUAACAUGGCGCUUAUUUAAAACAAGAGCCGUUUCUUAUUCUUGAACCAAACAUAGGAUUUUAACCCCAACGCAGUUUAAUUAUGCCACUUCUUUACAGAAUAAACUGCUUUAUGGCACAUUUUCACCCGAAAAUCCUCGUUUUUUUGUCAGCCACGGUGAUUUUAUCCCAGGUCUGACCCAGUUUUAGUAUUUUUUUGUGCUCUGAAGCCUCCAAUGUGUUAGUGCGAGCCGUGAGUGGAGAUGUUUUCGGCAGGAGAGGAGGUUAAUUCCCGUUUGUUUACCCCACUGAAGGAGUCUCAUGGAGCUGCAAUCUCCCCAACACUGGAGCUCAGUCUAACUACCAUCUACACCGUCCUCUACUCUUUCCUGUUUGUUUUCGUCUACCUGCAGCUCUGGCUCAUUUUGCACUACGGACACAAGCGCUUCAGCUACCAGAGUGUGUUUUUGUUUCUGUGUUUGCUGUGGGCAGCGCUGAGGACGACCCUCUUCUCUUUCUACUUUAAAAAUGUGGUGCAGGCCAACCAGCUGCAGCCUCUGGCCUACUGGCUGCUCUACUGCUGCCCUGUUUGCCUGCAGUUCUUCACACUAUGCCUGCUGAACCUCUACUUCACCCAGGUGAUGUUUAAGGCGAAAGCGAAGUAUUCCCCAGAGCUCACCAAAUACAAGGUUCCUCUGCGUUUGUUCUUCCUCUGUCUCAGUAUAUUCUUCCUGGUAGUGAAUUUAACAUGUGCAUUGUUAGUGCAAGGAGCUCUGGAGCGCUCUGAGUCACCAAGUGAUGGGGGUGUCAGACAUGCAGUCCUGGCCCGGGUCUUGAUCAACGACAGUCUCUUUGUCCUGUGUGCUGUGUCUCUGGCUGUGUGCAUCUUCAAGAUAGCCAAAAUGUCCUCUGCCAAUGUUUACCUUGAAUCAAAGGGUACAUCAGUGUGCCAAGCGACUGCCAUUGGAGCCGUGGUGAUUCUGCUCUACACAUCCAGAGCCUGUUACAACCUGGUGGUGGUGGCAAUGUCGCCACAAGACAGGCCGAGUCCCUUCAACUAUGGCUGGUACAGCGUUUCAGAUCAGGCUGACGUGCAGGAGAUCAGCGGGGAAGCCUACAUCAUAUUUGGAAUUAUUCUGUUCUUUUGGGAGCUGCUGCCUACUAGCUUAGUUGUGGUUUUCUUCAGAGUGCAAAGACCCAACCAAAACCUGGCUCCAGGAGGGAUGAUCAACAGCCAUAGUUUCAGCUCCAGAGCUUAUUUUUUUGACAAUCCUCGACGGUAUGAUAGCGAUGAUGACUUGUCCAGGGGGAUCAACAGCAGGAGUGAUCGAGCCAGCCUCCUCUCCACAACUCCCCAGCUGGGAACAUCGAGUUGGUACGGCUCCAUCCAACGUAACGGGACUCUGACCGCAGGCUUAGCGUCUGGCCAGCAGCCUCCCUCUUCCACAGCACCCCUCCUCUUCGCCUACGGGAACAUCCAGACUCACCCGCACCACCAUCACAACUACUACUCCACCCCCCAGAACAACAACUACCACCACCAUCAUCACAGUAACUUCUAUUCCACGCCACAGAAUUACUACUGCGGGUCACAAACGUAUUUCUGCACCCCUCAGAAUUAAGCGGGAUCCACUGUAGGAAUGAAGAAGACUGAGGAAUAACAAUUUCCUGACACGUCACAGCAGGUAUUUAUGACUAGGAUGUUGUUUGGGACCAAGAAAUGUGUCCAAUAACUGAAGAAAUAUGGUGGUGUUGUUUUUAUGCUGGGGUUAUGGACCAGAAUUAAAGCAAGCACAGGCUAAGGACAAGGGUUAGCACUGACAGCUAAUACGGCUAAAAGAGCAGCGACCAAACUUUGUCCCGUUCAGCUCAGAUUUCUUCCAGUCAUUUCUCCAAUUGGAAUAAUGCCCAGAUAAUCACUGCUCUUCCCAUCAUUCCUUAUAAAUUCAAUGAAAUUAAGCUUCUACAGUACUGUUUAUAGACUAGCUGAGUAGUGGCUAAGCUAACAUGGCUAAUGCUAUCCUGAAAGGUUAUCAAAGGCAUAUAUUAACUCACUUAGUGACUUUUUUGGUUUGAAACUUGUUUUAAAGGGUACGAUUAUGUUAGUCAAUCUAAUUAGCAUAAAAAAUAAGCUAGAGAGGAGUGUUGAAUCUUAGGCUGCUAGCUAAUGAAAACUUCUAAGAUAAAAACCAAAAGAUAUAAUUUAAUGGUCAAUGAAUGUUAUGGCAAAAUGAUUUUUUAACUGAAAUGAGAAAUCUAAAAUGUACAAAAAUUGGGAUUCAAAACAUGGAAAACAAAAAAACACCUUUUUUAAAAAUCAUAUUUCAUGGCUCGUAUUUUGGUUCCCGUUUUCCAUGUGUUGUUUUCUUAUUUCUAGACUGUACUGUGGAAACAGCUUGUCUCUUGAUUUUGUAUUUCUCAUUUCGAAUAAAAAAAAUCUUGGCUGCGAAGUACACAGGCCAUUUAGGUCAGAUUCAUUUCUGGCAGUUUUACUUUCUGUUUGAAACAAGCCUCAGAAAUCCAGAUAAACCCUUGUAUUUGUGUUUUUUGUUUUGUUUUGUUUUGUUUUUUUCCUGUCUUUUUUUUUGACAGAAGACUGGAAAAAAACAGAGCAAUUACAUUUUUUCACUACUGGAAAAAAAUGAAAAACGAAACAAAAAACCUAACCCCAAAAACGAGCCAUUCUUGCUUUUUUUUUUGUUUCAGUCACAAAAUUGGAAAAUACAAAUUUUAAAAUUGGGUCCAAUUUUUGUUUUUUCUCAAUUCCAUUUUGUUGUCUUCUAUUUUUAAUUAAGUACUUUAGGAAAAAGAAAACAUGACCAACUUGGAAAGGUGAGCAUUUCAAAAUAAAAGCCAUAUCAAAAUUAAACCCUACGUAUCUAUCCACUACAUUUUACCAUAUAAUUAUAGGCCUAAUUUCUCUAUACAGUGUGUUGAAAAAAUAACAUAAAGAGCAAAAAUAAUUUUGAUUUAACAAACUAGAUAAAUAUUUGGAGGUAAAUAAAUAAAUCUCAGUAAAUAAGCCUGGACUCCAUGAGGUAUUUAUCUAUGUACCCAGCACAAGUCAGAUUUUCGAAUCAUGAUUGUAUUGUUUGGUGGAAAGGUUUAUUUAUUAUCAUGUAUUCUAAAUAAAUAAAGAAGUAAAUAACUGUGUUUUAUUACAUGUAUUUUAAAACAUUGUUUAGAGAAAAAAGGCAUAUUAUUAUACUGUAAAACACAGUGGAUCUGUAGGCUUUUAAUUUGACAUGAGGGCUUUUAUUUUGAAAUGUUCACCUUCCUCAGUGAGUCAGUCCUCUUGUUAAAACAAGAGAACAAAAACAGAAUUGCCUCAAACCAAAACUGAUCAGUUUGUGGAAUUUUUUCCAAAGUUUUCCAAUUUUGUGACUGAAACUAAAGUACAUUGAAAAUUGUUGUUUUUUUUUUCAGUUUUUUCAAUUUUUUUUCAAGACAUAAAAAAACAUCACAAAUGGAACUGGUAAAAAAUAAACUGACCUGUUUACAAGGGACAUUUAACUGUUGGAGACUUUCUGACAGGAGUUAGCUGGGGCUAAUUUACCAUUUGCUGGUGCAACAGGGAGAGCUAGCUUACAGCCAUGCUAACAGCUAGCUUAAACGCAAUUCCUCAAACCAAGGACGUUUUCACUGAAAAAAGGAAACAAAAAAAGAGUUUUAAAUGUAAAGCAAUCACAAACUAGCUAUCAAGUUUAUAUUUCUGAAGCAGUGCUUGUUUAUUUUCAGAAAUUAAAGUUCCACAGACACUGCUAGGAAGCUAGCUUUAGACGUUAGCUUGCUUAGUCUAACCCACUUUACCGGAGUCUUGAGUACUUUGUCAUGUAAAAUAAGCUUUUUCCAAUUUUCAUAACUGUCUGUUAUGAAAAUACUGGUCAGUUUAUGUCAGUGUUCACAAUUAGCCGCCAUAUUAACAGCUUACAAUCGCUAAAAAAAGAAAAAAAAAAAAAAAAAAAGCGAAACCUAAACCUAUAUGUAGCUGCCAUAUUGGUGUUAAAUCCAACUUAGUAAGCUUGGACAUGUGUAAAAUAUGUAACAUCAAACAAAUUUGAAUGACUAGUUAAGGCUUUGGCUAGAUCAUGGCAUUGCUGUUUGAAGAAAUAUCAACAGCAGGCUACCUAACCCACAAUAAUAGGAUGGAGACAGUGUGAGAGCAGAGGCAGGAAUUUCAUACACUGUUAAGUAACGUAUGGGAUUAAAGGACAUAUCAUAGAUUUAUAAAAGAUCAGAGUAACAUACAAUCAUUGAAAUCAGCCUACAGAUUGUGCAUUAAAAAGGGGGAAAUGUAUCGGAAGCCUAUUUUUGACCAAAAAACUUUGAUGUGAUCUGAUCUUUUGUGACCUGUGAGGCAACAAUUUGCACUUGGAAGAUUCAGAGAAAAGGCUUUCAGGCCUGAAUGUAGGACUUCAGCUCCUACUUGUUUUAUGUAUUUUCCUCAAUCAUCGUCUGUAUUCUAUUUUACUAUUUAUCCUUUGAAAAAGGAAACAUCAACGUGCCAUCACAUGUUGUCAUAUCUAAUUGUUUCAUUCCUUAUGGAAACUAUUUUUGCACAAGAAAUGUUGAAAUGUUUUUAAUUGUGUCUUGGAGUUAAUCGAUUCCUAAUCCAUGUGUGUGACGUGACAUUUUGAGUCAGUAUGUGUGAUCCUAGAUUUUUGUUCAGAAGUUUUAAUAUGCUUUUAUACAUGUUUUUAUGUUGAUUUUUUUGUUUAACAGAUUUUUAUAUUUUAUUUUUUAUCAAUUACCUUCUCCUAUAGUACGGAAACCCAUAGAGGAAAUGCAUUCACACAGCUUAUUUCCCCUGUAAUAACUUCACAAGACUGCAAUUUUGGGUGGUGGCAGUAGGUCAAUAGAGGGCGCCAGAGUGCUGCCCUGUUGUCAUCCUGUUAGCUAAAAUUUACUCAUUAUCCCAGGAAAUCAGAGACAAAUAGAACACAUGGAUGCAUGUCCUCUAAAGUUUCCGUACCUAUAGUUUUCAUAAGCUCACAAUCUCAUGACAGACUGCAGUUAUAUUUCACCUUGAUGGAACAUUUUCAUACAUGACCCAGUUUUUAGGCCAAAAUUAAUACUCUGUUUUUCCAAACUGAUGAUAAAUAAACACCCAUGUGUUUUUGUGCACACUUCAGCUCUCAUGAAACUGUAAAUAAAUGACCAUGUUAACUUUGACUUCAUCCAGAAAAACAAAAAAGCAUAGUAUCAAUUUAAAAACUGUAGUGGGAAUUAAAGCUCCUGUGAGGAACUUUUCAUUUGCUGAUUUUGGUGUCCUCUAUGGUCAAAGUCGUAGCUCGCUUUUCUGAUCUUGUCCUGUAGAUGUCCAAGUUUUAGUAAAAAAUCCCUCUAUACUGUGCUUUGUUGGACAGCACUUCAUGUGACACCUACCCUGUUGCAUCCCUUUCAAUUACAUUUGAAAUAACUCUUUGGAAAUAGUCAGUCUUUAUGCUGAUGAUCUUCUUUUCUUUAAUGGGCCAUAAAGAAAAAUAACAAAAAAAUAUCAGCUUGUUUCACAAACAUUUAAAAAUUCCUCCCAGGAGCUUUAAGUUGUCAUUUUUUGGUCCAGAUAUUUACCUAUUUCAGAACAUCUGUAGAGCAUGCUUCUGCAUCAAGAACUGUCACAUUCUCCUUCCAGGGUGAUAUUAUUUAUGUAAAACUGAUACUUGCUCUAUCUGUGAUCAAAGCAGACUUAAUUGUGUUAUGUUAUGGAUUGUUUUAUUGUGGCCAUACUGAAUGUAACCUAUUGUGCGACCGUUCACUAACGAUGUAUGCAAGAAAAAGCACUACCAUGUUUAAAUAAAGGCCUA